ACGCCUUGUGGAGAUGAAUCGGUACCAUGUCUCAGUGUGGUCCCUAAGUGACAAUGCUCUUGAAUGCCCCUAUAUCCCAACCAGAGGCACAUUUUUAUGGCCGUGAUAGCGUCGUAGGGGUUGAGGCGUAGUAAAACAAGGUCUUUGACUGGGCCGUAAGCGGUCAGCACAAGCUUCUACAUGUUGCCUAGUGGAUGACGAAGCUUCGCAUCGGUGAGGUGGUCAGAUUGAUUAAGAGUAGGUCGUAAUUUAGUUGGUGUCUUGCUACAGUGCAGACGAAGGUUCCUAUCUCGUCGCAGUGCGAACGCAUCCUGAAGCCCGGCUGUGCUCGAGAUGUGAUAUUGCUCCAAGAACGGGACGGACCGUCUCAGCGUUAGCGGAUGCGAGGUACAAGAAGUCAUGCAAUGGGCAUGAGUAGCGCAUACACACACACGUGUAACGGCGCGAAUUGCGAGGGCGCGAGUGGGUGUGAUGGUGAAGUUGGCGUUGAAUAGCCAAGGUUUGAUAUAUGGGAUGGAUUGUGCGAGCGAAUGCCCACUGGCCCCGCAUACAUGCUCGAAAGCCCGCAUAAGGUUCAGAGAUACGGCCUUUGCGACCCCUCGUUCGAGACGACACGGCGUGCCACAAUGCAGAUCUAUUGCCCUGCAAACAAGAGCAGGGAGAGAAGAGGAGCGAGACUUGUCACUGAAGAUCCGACAAGGCUGCGGAGGAUCUUUGACAGGCGGCCAAGGCUUGAGCCUUGACGCUCGUAUCGUUGGCCGACGCUUGCAGGAUCCAGCGGCAGAGCGGAAACUACUGAGCCAGUGCAACGUAUCAUGGAACGGCGUCUCCUUGGCUCGGGGCUGGCAGGGGGGCAGAUCUGGCCAGUCAAGAGAUGGAAAUGGAAGCCGCCAAGUGAUGAGCACGGCGCCUACAGACAUAGUGCAGCUCGCAGCCAUGGCAUUGGUGACGGGAACGACACCACGCUCACGGUCCUGGGCAGCCCCUGCUCGCCACCAGCAGGGCCACGGCAUCAGCCAGAGGGCAUGCCGCUGCUCGACUCGUGGCAAAGCUUAG
Molecule: messenger RNA, 1056 nt
Organism: Pseudovirgaria hyperparasitica
Lineage: Eukaryota; Fungi; Ascomycota; Dothideomycetes; Acrospermales; Acrospermaceae
Exons: 2
Coding region: 472-1056 (194 amino acids)
Source: RefSeq, a predicted model, not a curated record